Molecule: messenger RNA, 1254 nt
Organism: Balaenoptera ricei (Rice's whale)
Lineage: Eukaryota; Metazoa; Chordata; Mammalia; Artiodactyla; Balaenopteridae
Product: protein FAM50A-like
Exons: 1
Coding region: 63-1082 (339 amino acids)
Biological process (GO): chromatin organization
Cellular component (GO): nucleus
Source: RefSeq, a predicted model, not a curated record
AACGGCCGCCUCUACAGCCGGCGCAGCCCCUGAGACUCGGCCGGACCGCUGUCGCCGCCGCCAUGGCUCAGUACAAGGGUGCCGCGAGCGAGGCGGGCCGCGCCAUGCACCUGAUGAAGAAGCGGGAGAAGCAGCGCGAGCAGAUGGAGCAGAUGAAGCAGAGGAUCGCGGAGGAGAACAUAAUGAAAUCCAACAUUGACAAGAAGUUCUCUGCGCACUACGAUGCCGUGGAGGCGGAACUCAAGUCCAGCACCGUGGGUCUUGUGACGCUGAACGACAUGAAGGCGAAGCAGGAGGCCCUGGUGAAGGAGCGGGAGAAGCAGCUGGCGAAGAAGGAGCAGUCGAAGGAGCUGCAGCUGAAGCUGGAGAAGCUGCGCGAGAAGGAGCGCAAGAAGGAGGCCAAGCGGAAGAUCUCCAGCCUGUCCUUCACCCUGGAGGAAGAAGACGAGGCAGGCCAGGAGGAGGAGGAGGCGACCAUAGACGAGGAGGAGCUGGAGAGAGAAGAGAUCACCGCAAAGAAGAGGAAACUGGGGAAAAACCCAGAUGUGGACACGAGCUUCUUGCCUGACCGAGACCGGGAGGAGGAGGAGAAUCGGCUCCGGGAGGAGCUACGGCAGGAGUGGGAAGCCAAGCAGGAGAAGAUCAAGAGCGAGGAGAUCGAGAUCACCUUCAGUUACUGGGAUGGCUCUGGGCACCGGCGCACAGUCGAGAUGAAAAAGGGCAACACGAUGCAGCAGUUCCUGCAGAAGGCCCUCGAGAUCCUGCGCAAAGACUUCAGCGAGCUCAGGUCGGCAGGGGUGGAGCAGCUCAUGUACAUCAAGGAGGACCUAAUCAUACCCCACCACCACAGCUUCUAUGACUUCAUCGUCACCAAGGCGCGAGGGAAGAGCGGGCCCCUCUUCAAUUUCGACGUUCACGAUGACGUGCGGCUGCUCAGCGACGCCACCGUGGAGAAGGAUGAGUCGCACGCGGGCAAGGUGGUGCUGCGGGGCUGGUACGAGAAGAACAAGCACAUCUUCCCCGCCAGCCGCUGGGAGCCCUAUGACCCUGAGAAGAAGUGGGACAAGUACACGAUCCGGUGAUGUGGCAGCAGCGCGGCCCCAGCUCCUCCGGCUCCCUGCGGCCCCCUCCCUACGUCCCCAGGAUUCCGGGCGCCCGGCUCCCCGCUCCCUAGACGUGACGGGGCCUGCUCAGCCCCUGCCCCUGGCGCUGUUGUUUACCGCCUUUUUCUUUUAGGACAAAGAGAUACACGCG